Messenger RNA from Poeciliopsis prolifica (blackstripe livebearer), 2656 nucleotides. It is a transcript of the gene b3gntl1, whose product is annotated as UDP-GlcNAc:betaGal beta-1,3-N-acetylglucosaminyltransferase-like 1. The transcript is spliced from 13 exons. The record is from RefSeq and is a predicted model, not a curated record. The coding region runs from base 359 to 1531 and encodes 390 amino acids. NCBI's taxonomy places the organism in Eukaryota, Metazoa, Chordata, Actinopteri, Cyprinodontiformes, Poeciliidae.
CCGGUGUCUGUCCGUGUUUUGUACCAGCCAAUCAGCGUCCUGAAUUCACUGUAUGCGGAAGUUGCUACGUUUCACACUGCUCAGUGCAAUUUGGAGCUUUCCGCGUUGGAAAAAAUGCCCCGAUAGCUAUCAGUAAAACCACUAGAGCAGGUUUUAUUAAUGCCGUUUUCUGGUAUAAAUACAUUUAACAUUGUUAGCUGUUCCAAAAUGACGUCUUAAUGACAGUAGUAUUCACGUGUUAGCCUCAUGGCUGACUCUGUGACCGUGUGUAGCCGGGACUUCAUGUCCGCUUCAAGCGGCUGAGGUGAAGCUGGGCGACCGCUGAAAGGGGCGCUGGCAGUGGGGACGAGCGGCAGGGAUGGAGCCAGCAAAGCGGCUCCGGACGGCGGAGGAAGCGGGAGGAGAAGUGAGAGGAAACGGAGGAGGAGAGCAGCCAGAGGCGGAGAGGAGGAUGACCGCGGAUGUGAGCAUCAUCAUGCCGGUGCACAACGCCUCGUGCUGGCUGGAGGAAUGUCUGCAGGCCAUAAUGCACCAAGACUUCACCGGCUCCAUGGAGCUCUCCGCGUUUGACGAUGCAAGCACAGAUGACUCCAGGAAGGUGCUGGAGGGCUGGAGGCAGAGGAUGGAGGAUCGGGGAAUCUCAGUGGUGAUCUCAGGUCACAGUUCUUCCCAACCCGGAGGAGUGGGAUUUGCAAAGAAUAAGGCAGUGGCUCAGAGUAGUGGACGGUACUUGUGUUUUCAGGAUGCGGAUGACAUUAUGUUGCCCCAGAGAGUCCGUUUGCAGUAUGAAACAUCUAUCCUCCAUCCAAACUCGCUGAUUGGCUGUAGAGUCCAGCGGCUGCCGGAGGGAUCUACGGAGCGAUACGCCCGCUGGAUCAACUCGCUGACUCGGGAUCAGCUCCUCACUCAGGAAUGGAGUAGAAGUGUUUCUUCCCCUCUGAAGCUUUUGGCAUACACCUCCCAUGGGCCCACGGUGGUCAUGCCAACAUGGUUCUGCUCAAGGAAAUUGUUCAUGAAAGUCGGAUUGUUUGACGAAGGAGGCAAGGGAGUCCCGGAGGAUCUGCUCUUCUUCUACCAGUUCCUUCGUCAGGGAGGCUCUCCGCUCAGGGUGGACCAGCGCCUGCUGGUUUAUCGGUACCACGAGGCGGCUGCUACUCAUUCCGUGACCGAGGAGACGAUCUGGAAGCUGCGCGUUGACUUUCUGCAGGAGAGAGUCCUGAGCCAGUGGGAAAGCUUCACCAUCUGGAAUGCCGGGAAGCAGGGGAGGAAGCUCUACCGAAGCCUGAGCCUGAUCAAUCAGAAGAAGGUCAAAGCGUUCUGCGACGUGGAUGAAAAUAAAAUUCGGAAGCGAUUCUACACACAUGAGGAAUCCAAGGAAAGACCAAAGCCUACGGUCCCCAUCCUGCACUACAAAGAGGCCGCGGGCCCCUUCAUUAUCUGCGUUAAACUGGACAUGACAGGAGGCGUCCUGGAGGAAAACCUCAACUCGUUGCAGCUGAAGGAAGGAACAGAUUACUACCAUUUCAACUGACGGCUGAACGUGCUGCAGGAGGCCACAGGAGCCCUGCAGGUUAAACAGACAGGAACGCACAAGACUGAUUUAUGAAAACAUAAACACAAACUCCGAGUUAGGGUGUUUAUAACAGCGAGACGAAGUGAGAGCAGCAGCACUGGAUUAAAGGACAAAAACACAACAGGAAUGGGGAAGUUUAUAUUGUGUAAUAAAAAGGGCCUUUUCUGUGUAAAAAGGUAACGAAUUUUGUGUCCUGAUAGUUUAACUUGGCGAGGUUAACACCUCUGGUUUGAUUCUCUGCUUCUCUCUUUUUCCACCGUUUCAAAUUCGUUACGUUUGGCUGUUUCUGUGGAGAUUUUACAGUAAAUUCCUCUUUUCAGGGAAACAUACUUUAACGUUUUGUCUUCUCUGGUUAAGCGGAAUCUGAGUGAAAGUGUAAAAGUGAAACAGGUUUCAUAAGGUACAUGAAAAAAUGCUUGAUAAAAGUGAAACUGCACAGGAACCAAGCAGCCUCUGCAGAGUACUGACUCGAGUUGUUGAUGGUGUAGAAAAGAUUGAUUUAUUGUUUAUGGAAGUAACUACAGGGACCUCUCAAUAACUAAAAACUUAAUCACAAAGUUGAUUUCUCUAAUUUAGUUCAUCUUUGUUAAAUACUUUGUGGCGGAUAAAAUCCAGCGGACGAUGCGACAAAUCAUCGCUGACUGUGGAAACGUCACACUGGACAUCCAACAACGUGGCUCUGUGUCUCUCCACUCUUCCUCCAGACUUUGUGACCUCGAUUUCCAACUUAAAUGCAAACUUUACUUUGAAAACUGGACUUUGAACACUGGGGCAGCAGUUUUCUCUGAACCAGAUGAGAUUCUGCUGAUGUUUCUUGUUUAAAGGUGGUUUACCAAAAGGAAUGGGGCUCAGAAUUCAUAUUGUUUUUGGGCCACUUUUUCCUCCCACUGAACUUUCCGUUAAUAUGCAGCAUCAUUAGAAAUGAACUUCAGUGACUUAACCUUUUCUAGCGCAUCCCGGACAACAGUCCAGUCAGCAGUCAAGAGCAUUAGUUUUAUGUUAGAUUCUAAUUUUCUGUUAAAUUAAAUUCUAGGUUAUUAUUGAAAUGUAUUGCUCCGAUUUUAGUUUUUUUUUUUUUUUUUU